Messenger RNA from Xenopus tropicalis (tropical clawed frog), 3494 nucleotides. RefSeq names its product cyclic nucleotide gated channel alpha 2 (gene cnga2). Gene Ontology annotation, cellular component: membrane; plasma membrane. The coding region runs from base 538 to 2565 and encodes 675 amino acids. The transcript has 9 exons. Lineage: Eukaryota; Metazoa; Chordata; Amphibia; Anura; Pipidae. Gene Ontology annotation, molecular function: voltage-gated potassium channel activity; intracellularly cyclic nucleotide-activated monoatomic cation channel activity; monoatomic ion channel activity. The record is from RefSeq and is a predicted model, not a curated record. Gene Ontology annotation, biological process: potassium ion transmembrane transport; monoatomic ion transmembrane transport; monoatomic cation transmembrane transport.
GAAAGGUGAGAGAGCAGCCUACUGGCACUGCCAUGGAGAUUGAACUUAGCGAAACUCCCGGUUACCAGAGUCUCUGCCUUUUCUUACAAUCAGCCUUUUCUUACUGCAUGCUUCCUAUGGAUAAAUCAACAUAUCCACUUCUGAAAACUGGCUAAUUUGCUGCCUGUUUAAUCCAUAUAUUGUGUGCACUGCUUGAACCCUCUGCACUGCUGCAACCUUUUAUAAUUUACCUGCAUCACUGAUCCUUUUAAAAGAGCAGAAGGUUCUUUUGGUUGUUCCUGCUGAGUAAACACCCUAAGGAUCUGUCCAUCUGACGACUACCCGAGGAUCACAGACCUUAUCAAAAGACACCAGGAAGAGAUUCACAGGAAGCAAGGUGUUACCCCAUACUCAUAAUCCUGAAACCACUGGGGAGCAGAGAUGUGCUCACAACUGGAAACUGCCGCCCCUGGGAUACAAAUUGAAUGCAGCAUACAAGCAUCUAACAAAGGGUAUAGCUCCACCAGCUCUCAAUACUGGUGAGUGGUCUAAUGGAGAAUGACCGGUCAGAUAAACACUCAGAAGAGCUCAACUCCCUCCCCUGUAUCCCACCCACGUUUAGCGAUCAAAACUCCAAGUGAAACAGAGCUAGAAUCUGCAGAGAACUGCGGCAGCAGAGCACUGUCUGUGUGUGAUGACACGUCCUCUGAGCUGCAAAGAGUUAUAUCCCAGGAUAAUGGGGAUGUUGUGUCCCAUUCAUCCUUUAGAGGAAGAGGAGCUUUGUCCAGGAUUGUACGUUUUGUGGUGGUUCUUCGGGACUGGGCCCACAGAAGCUUACGUGACCAGGAUCAAAGACCAGACUCAUUUCUUGACAGAUUCCGAGGACCUGAAGUACAAGCCAAUGACAAACAGCCUGCAAAGGAUGAAAAAGAGCAAGACAAAGUAGAGCAGGACAAGAAAAAGAAUGACAGGAAAGUCUGUGAACUGUUUGUAGUGGAUCCAUCAGGGAAGUGGUACUAUCGUUGGUUACUUGUCAUUACACUUCCUGUGCUGUACAACUGGUUCCUGCUGGUCGUCAGGGCUUGCUUCGAUGAUCUACAAACAAGUUAUGUUGCUCUCUGGUUUACAUUGGACUACAUCUGUGAUGUCAUAUACAUUGCUGACAUCGUUAUCCGUUUCCGUACAGGUUUCCUGGAGCAGGGUCUCCUAGUUAGAGACCCCAAGACUCUAAGCAAUAAUUAUAUUCGCACCUUGCAGUUCAAAUUGGAUAUUAUCUCCAUACUACCAACUGACUUAGGUUACUUUGCUGUUGGCAUCCAUCGACCAGAGCUACGAUUCAACCGUCUGCUGCACUUCCCACGAAUGUUUGAGUGCUUUGAUCAGACAGAGACCAGAACCAGCUACCCUAACAUCUUCCGAAUCUUCAACCUAGUCCUCUAUAUUCUUCUUAUCAUACACUGGAAUGGCUGCAUUUACUAUGCAUUCUCAAAGGCAAUUGGAUUCGGAGCUGACUCCUGGGUUUACCCCAAUCUAACCGAUCCAAAACAUGGUUAUCUUGCUCGUGAGUAUGUCUACUGCCUGUACUGGUCCACACUGACUCUUACCACAAUUGGGGACACCCCACAACCUAUGACAGACACUGAAUACCUUUUUGUUAUCUUUGAUUUUCUUGUGGGUGUUCUUAUUUUUGCCACUAUUGUAGGAAACGUUGGGUCCAUGAUCUCUAAUAUGAAUGCUACAAGGACUGAGUUUCAAUCUAAAAUCGAUGCUAUUAAGCACUACAUGCAGUUCCGUCGUGUCAGUAAAGAUUUAGAGGCUAAGGUUAUCCUUUGGUUCGAUUACUUGUGGACAAACAAAAAGACAGUGGAUGAAAGGGAGGUUCUAAAGAACCUUCCAGACAAGCUGAGAGCAGAAAUUGCAAUAAAUGUCCAUCUGGAUACACUAAAGAAGGUGCGGAUAUUUCAGAACUGUGAAGCUGGUCUUUUGGUGGAGUUAGUUUUAAAGCUACGACCUCAAGUCUUUAGCCCUGGAGACUAUAUCUGUCGGAAAGGGGACAUUGGCCGGGAGAUGUACAUCAUUAAGGAAGGAAAGCUGGCUGUAGUGGGAGAGGAUGGCAUUACUCAUUAUGCUGUUUUGACUUCGGGAAGUUGUUUUGGAGAGAUCAGUAUCCUCAAUAUUGAAGGAAGUAAAAUGGGAAACAGAAGAACAGCCAGUAUCCGUAGCAUUGGCUAUUCUGAUCUAUUUUGCCUUUCCAAGGACGAUCUGAUGGAGGCAUUGGUGGAAUACCCUGAUGCCAAAAAAAUCCUGGAGGAAAGAGGCAGGGAAAUCCUCAUUAAAGAGGGUCUACUGGAUGAGACGAAGGAGAAAAUUUCAGUCAAAGGAAAAUCAUCUGAGGAGAGGCUGGAACUUGUAGAGUCCAACCUAGAUAUUUUACACACCCGCUUUGCUCGAUUGCUAAGAGAGUACAGUAAUGCACAACAGACUCUCAAACAGAGGGUCACUCUGUUAGAAUUAAAGCUUAGAGAUAUUCAUGGAGGCGAGGUCUCCUCAGAUGGUCAGGAAAGUGCAGAUGAGGGGAAAUGUUAGAGAUGUCAAUUUAAACAGACACAUGCAUCUUUCAAUUCCAACAUAGAAAUUGUCUUAAACAUUCAACAAUAACUCUUUAAUAUUCUAAAAAUCCACCAAACCUUCUGAAGAACUUAUAUAUUUAGUCCACUUAUAACAAAGAAAGACAGAUAUAUAGCCAGAACUAAUAUAAUGUGUAAAUCUAUUCAACAUAAAUAUUUACAAACCCACUACUGGGGGCUAAAGGGUCAAACACACUACCUCUAUUUGAGCCUUGAUUCCUUUUUUACAGUGCUAACCAUCAAACCCUACUAUUUUUUUCUCUUAAUUUAGCAUAAAAUAUCAGUCAUUAAUGGGAACACUAACUGGUCACCUUAGCAGAUCCCUGUGCAAGCUUAUGUAACCGCAUCUCCCGAUCCAGUGUUUAAGUUGUUAAUUUAGCAGCUUCAGAAGAUACAGUAUAUGAGAGGAUAUGUGGUGUGGACCACACUGCAAACCUGGCUGGUUAAAAUUUUCAUAGUUGCAUAAAGCACACAUAUGAUUGCCCUAACUUAUUAGUUAGCUUAACCUAUUUAAGCAUUUCCUCCUGAACAGGCUAAUUGCUCACUGGUUGCUUUUGGCCAGUCAAAUUUUUUAGUGAAAAGAACCCCAACUUGGACAUGAAAAUGCAUUCUUAUAACUUGGUUGCCCAUCCUGAAUAUAACUGUUUCUUGAAAGUGGUAACUGUAGUGUUGCUUUACUGCACUACAUACUGAUAUUAUGUACAGGAAAGACAUUAUGUACAGAAGUAGUAGAAGCCGACAAGAUGCCAAAGACUUUAGUGCCUGGUGCACUUGGCAAGAACUCUAAGAAGAUGAUAAUGCCCAUCACAGCAGCAGAUAUUACUGGGGAAUGCAAGAAUUUACAGGUAAAUAAAUAUUAGAAUCAAUAAAGAUUAUAACCCAUGCCAA